UGAUUAUUAGCCCCGCCUCUUCCUCUCGGUCCCAUAUUGAACUCGAGUUGGAAGAGGCGAGUCCGGUCUCAAAAUGGAGGUAAAACCGCCGCCCGGUCGCCCCCAGCCUGACUCCGGCCGUCGCCGCCGCCGCCGGGGGGAGGAGGGCCAUGAUCCAAAGGAACCAGAACAGCUGAGGAAGCUGUUUAUUGGUGGUCUGAGCUUUGAAACCACAGAUGAUAGCUUAAGAGAGCAUUUUGAGAAAUGGGGCACACUUACAGACUGUGUGGUAAUGAGAGAUCCCCAAACAAAACGAUCCAGAGGCUUUGGUUUUGUGACCUACUCUUGUGUUGAAGAGGUGGACGCUGCAAUGUGUGCUCGGCCACACAAGGUUGAUGGGCGUGUGGUGGAACCAAAGAGAGCUGUUUCUAGAGAGGAUUCUGUAAAGCCUGGUGCCCAUUUAACAGUGAAGAAAAUUUUUGUUGGUGGUAUUAAAGAAGAUACAGAAGAAUAUAAUCUGAGAGACUACUUUGAAAAGUAUGGCAAGAUUGAGACCAUAGAAGUUAUGGAAGACAGACAGAGUGGAAAAAAGAGAGGAUUUGCUUUUGUAACUUUUGAUGAUCAUGACACAGUUGAUAAAAUUGUUGUUCAGAAAUACCACACUAUUAAUGGGCAUAAUUGUGAAGUGAAAAAGGCUCUUUCUAAACAAGAGAUGCAGUCUGCUGGAUCACAGAGAGGUCGUGGAGGUGGAUCUGGCAACUUUAUGGGUCGUGGUGGAAACUUUGGAGGUGGUGGAGGUAACUUUGGUCGAGGUGGAAACUUUGGUGGAAGAGGAGGAUAUGGUGGUGGAGGAGGUGGCAGCAGAGGUAGUUACGGAGGUGGUGAUGGUGGAUAUAAUGGAUUUGGAGGUGAUGGUGGCAACUAUGGUGGAGGUCCUGGUUACAGUAGUAGAGGAGGCUAUGGUGGUGGUGGACCAGGCUAUGGAAACCAAGGUGGUGGAUAUGGUGGAGGAGGAGGAGGAUAUGAUGGUUACAAUGAAGGAGGAAAUUUUGGUGGAGGUAACUAUGGUGGUGGUGGGAACUAUAAUGACUUUGGAAAUUAUAGCGGACAACAGCAGUCAAAUUAUGGACCCAUGAAGGGGGGCAGUUUUGGUGGAAGAAGCUCAGGCAGUCCCUAUGGUGGUGGCUAUGGAUCUGGUGGUGGAAGUGGUGGAUAUGGUAGCAGAAGGUUUUAAAAAAAACAAAAAACAAAAAACAAAAAAAC
Messenger RNA from Acomys russatus (golden spiny mouse), 1242 nucleotides. It is a transcript of the gene Hnrnpa3, whose product is annotated as heterogeneous nuclear ribonucleoprotein A3. The record is from RefSeq and is a predicted model, not a curated record. The transcript has 11 exons. NCBI's taxonomy places the organism in Eukaryota, Metazoa, Chordata, Mammalia, Rodentia, Muridae. Gene Ontology annotation, molecular function: RNA binding. The coding region runs from base 74 to 1213 and encodes 379 amino acids.